CUAAUAACUUUAGCAAUGAAAGACCAUAACAAAUCGUGUAAAUGUUUUUCAUCUUGUGCAAGCAAAGUCACUAUUAACUAUUGUUUAACAACUUUUUUCAUCAUUAUUUUAUCUGUCAAUUAUUCUCAUGCUUUUUGGUUCUGGUGGACUGGACCUGAGCCUGAAGUUCCUACCACCGAGCCACCAGAAGAGAAUCCAAAGACAUCUACAGAUUCUGGUAAAAGGUCUCCUUCUGAAGAUGUCAUCCCUGAACCAGCAGUAGAGAAUCACUGGCCAAUCGUGAAUUGUAGCUUCUGUCAGUUUAGUUGCCACUCGAAAAGGUUGUGUAUUAGACCGCAUUUGGUUUGUGAUGGAAUCAAUGAUUGUGAUGAUGGAUCAGAUGAGCUUCCAUGUCCAAACGUAACUUCAAUAAUUGAUCCAGCUUUAGAUUGUGAGAAUGGUGAAUGUCCUCGGUCAUACGAACGUAACCCAGGUGAAUGUAAUUGUCAGUGUUUAGGUGAUUCUCGCUGUGCUGCAUGGGUUUACGGAGAUCCAGUGUGUACAUACCGCAAAGGAGAAGUACCUUUGAUCGUCUUUUCCACAUUAAAUGACUUAUUUCAAGCUGAUCUACCAGAAAAUCGUACAGAAGUACAGGUAAUUCAGCGGAACAUGGGCCACAGAAAUUUGUAUGCUAUAAGUGCUUUUGAUUACAGAGCCGUCGAGAAGCUCUUAAUUUGGUUCGAUUCGAUUGAAAACAAAAUAUUUACGGGAAGAGUCAAUUUAGAACAGGAGUAUCUCAUUGGAAUCCAUGGACGUCAAGUAGUUAUUGGUGGGACAAAUAAAAUUCAUGCAUUUGUUUAUGAUGGGAUGAACUACGCUUUAAUCUGGAUUGAUGACUAUGGAAUCAGAUCUGAAAAAUUGCAUGAGACAUCUUUCAUUGCGAUGAAUCAAACUAAACUUUACCGUACUUUGGAUCCUUCUUAUGAUAGACCUGGAUCUAUCACUAUCGAUGUGAAGAAACAGUGCAUCUUUUGGACAAAUAUUUGUCCAAAUAGAUCUAAUUUUAUCGAGCGAAUCGAUAUAAGCGGUGAACCUAGAACUCAAAUAGUUGAAACGAACAUCUUGCUUAUAGUUGGUUUAGCGAUUGACACUAAAAACUCCAGAGUCUAUUGGAUUGAUGGUUUAUAUGGUACAUUGGAAUCGGUCGGAUAUGAUGGAACCAAUCGUAUCAUUUUGUAUGAAUCUUUCCCCUUCAUGGAUGAACUUAUAUCAAUGGACAUAUUUACAAAUUAUUUGUACUUCACUGACAAGGCAAACGGUACUAUUCAACGUAUCAAUAUAAACAAUGCAGUCAAAAAAGUUGAUACAUUGAUAUCUGUUCCUAAUGGACCACCUACAUGGGUCAAAAUAGUUAACCCGAGUAAACGUAGACGGAAAAGUUACGUCCGAUUGCUGUCUUUAUUUCAACCCAAAAAUGCGAUUAUAUUAACCUGAUUUCCCGACUGUAGAUAUGUAAAUUAAAAACGAAUCAGUCGCAAGAAUCAUAUCCGAUGAAAAAGUCUUCAUGGGUUCAGCUGAAAUCCAAACUGGUUUCCUAUGAAAAUUGAAAAAAAUGUCCAUUAAUUGCAAUAAAAGUGGAAAAACUGAUGCUAACGUAAAUGCCAUGUUUCACUAGAUAUGGAUGAAGACAUGAAGGCAACGUGUUAUGCACAAGUCGAGGUUUUUCAUUCAAUUUGUAGAUUCAUUUAAAUUGCUUGAUGAAAAGAUAACAUUUAGACUCUAAACAAUAUAAAAACAACACAAGAAAAGAUAAAUCAAUUUCAAUAAAGCUGAAUAAAAGUGAAUGAACUUAAUUUUGGAAGAAAUGAGUUUAAUUUAUAUCACUUGA
Messenger RNA from Tetranychus urticae (two-spotted spider mite), 1867 nucleotides. RefSeq names its product low-density lipoprotein receptor-related protein 1B. The record is from RefSeq and is a predicted model, not a curated record. Gene Ontology annotation, biological process: canonical Wnt signaling pathway. Lineage: Eukaryota; Metazoa; Arthropoda; Arachnida; Trombidiformes; Tetranychidae. Gene Ontology annotation, cellular component: plasma membrane. Gene Ontology annotation, molecular function: Wnt receptor activity; Wnt-protein binding.